GCAAACCACUGGAUAGUUCUGGGAAUGAUGGUUUGUUACUGGUACAAAUCAAUUCUAAGUCUUCUGAAUAUCCAGAGCCAGACCAUGACGAUGGGCAGUUUUCAAAAGAGGAUGGUUGUUGUCCAGAGCUUUCCAGUCCUAAUGUUGUAAUGCCUGAAGAUGUGAUUACUCUGGAGAAUGAAAACAAACUACCUGAUAUAAAUGUAUAUCAACAGAAGAAAACUUUGGCUCAAGGGAUGUUGGACCUAGCAUUGUUAACUGCCAACGCAAAUCAGCUACGUUACGUCAUAGACGCAGGAUAUAUGCAUGAAUACUAUUAUACCAAUUUGACUUUAAUCGCUGCCAGUGUUAUCUUGCAGAUUUCAGUAGGCAUGCUAUUGCUGUGGAACAGUACAUUCAACAUAAACAAACAACACCACAUUGUCCCAGCAAAUACAAUAAACAAUUUUACAACCUCAGGAAUCUUUCUAAUAACUGUAAUUAAUGUGUUUAUUUCAGCAUUUGGUUUACCAGACAGAUCAAUGGUUUUAUCUAGUCAAAUUGUAACUAAAGGGAUGUUGCAAACAAUAUGUAAAGAUAAUUUUGAGUUACAAACAAACGCAACAAAUUAAAACAUUAAGUUUGAUGACAAAACUACCUAUUGAGAGAGUGCUAUAUUGAUUGUUUUUGUAUUAAUUUUAUGGUUUUGGUUUUUUACCAUUAAGGUAAUUGAUUGUGCAUUUGAUUUAAUUUUAACCUUAAGCAGUUAUACAAAAUAUAAUCUUGUAACAUUCAUACCAUAGCUAGAAUAGUAUUGGCAGUAAUAAAUAAUAAUAAUAAAUAUAUGUUUUAAAAAUAAAUAUAUGUUAGAAAUAUAAUAUUGACUUAAAAUACACUAAAUAUUGAAACAAAAUGAUCUUGGAGGAAGCUUGAAUAAAGUAUGUAACUAGUACUUGUCCUGCAGACAAUACAAAAUUUAUUACACCUGCCAGUGCAGCACAAGUAACCCAUUACUUCUGACAAAAUACCUGAUUUUUAACACUUCAUGCAAAAUAAGUAAAUUUUUAUCAAAAUUUUAUCAUGAUAGUGAUAAAAAUAGAUAGAUUUAUAUGAAAUGUACCAAAGAAAUAAUCAUCAUCAAAACCAGGCCAAGUAUAAAUUUUCAAUGAGUUUAAUUUGCAAAAAAUGAUGUGAAAGGUUGAACACAAUACGAGUUAAGCAAAUCAAAGUAACUUUUCAAGAACGUUGAAAAAUUCCCUAGAAAAUCAACUCCAGCCCCAGGCUUAUUACCCUAAAGAUAUUAGGAAACACUGUGGCUUAAAUACCAGCAUUGCUUAGGCUUUAUAUCACAGGAUAUUUAAAUUUUCAAUGUUAAACAGAUAACUCUGUUUAUAAUUUUAAAAAUAUACCCGCAAACGUAACCAAAGCAAGAGGAUCUAUUCAAACUACAAUUUUUAGUUUUUAAAAGACUCUUCCAAUCAACACGAUUUGAAUUUUCAGUUGAAAUAGGCUAUUCCAGAAAACCACACCGUACAGUCUUAAACAUAUGUGGGACUGGAUUUUUUUGCAUUUCACUUCUCAACUGUAAAAAAUUAUACCAGCAGACCUUUUGCAAUAUUAAAACAAAGUAUCAUGUAUUCUGGCCUUUGACAUGACAAAACUAUGUGAAGAUAUCAUGUCUAUGAAAAAAUUGAUUUAUAUGUAAUGAUUAAAAUGAUUUAUUUUGUGUUAUUUUAGAUUUUAAAAAUCAAUAAUUAAAUGUGAUUGAUUAUAAUUUUGAAUUAAUGUUACACUUACUUACACUAGUUUUCUAAAUUGUUAUGAAUUAGAAAUAAUAAAUAAAAUAUGUUAGCAAAACUA
This is a messenger RNA of Homalodisca vitripennis (glassy-winged sharpshooter), 1839 nucleotides long. Its product is annotated as ninjurin-A-like. The transcript has 3 exons. The record is from RefSeq and is a predicted model, not a curated record. Gene Ontology annotation, biological process: cell adhesion; tissue regeneration. NCBI's taxonomy places the organism in Eukaryota, Metazoa, Arthropoda, Insecta, Hemiptera, Cicadellidae. Bases 150 to 611 code for a protein of 153 amino acids. Gene Ontology annotation, cellular component: membrane.